This is a messenger RNA of Cajanus cajan (pigeon pea), 2266 nucleotides long. RefSeq names its product senescence-associated gene 101 (gene SAG101). Gene Ontology annotation, molecular function: carboxylic ester hydrolase activity. Gene Ontology annotation, biological process: defense response; lipid metabolic process. The record is from RefSeq and is a predicted model, not a curated record. NCBI's taxonomy places the organism in Eukaryota, Viridiplantae, Streptophyta, Magnoliopsida, Fabales, Fabaceae.
UGCAAAUUCCCAAUUCUUUUCUUUGCAAUGCAUUCUCCUUUUUCCUAUGCCUUUCCUCAGAGUUUCUCAAGUCCAUGCCUCAGGCUCAGAGUCUUGGUCUUCCCUUUUAAUAAACCCAAACCUCUUCACAACCUUCAUCUUCAUCCUCACUCUUCAGCUUCCUUACCCUCGCAACCGCCAUGACUCUUCCUCAACAAUUUAGCUCUGGACUCGUGCAAGCGCCGUUUGUUGCAAGCUCUGGCCUUCUUCUCAACACCUGGGGCGUUAUCUCUUCUCCUGUCGAAGCCAUCGUCGGGAGUCGAGCCUUGUCCUGGAAGCUCUAUCAAGAACCGGCUUCGGAUUUGACGGUUCUGGCGUUUCAGGUCGAACCGGAUUUCCAUCUUGAACCGGGUUUGGUUUCUUUUUCUGAGCUCAGGGGGAAAAAUUUCCGCCGCUUUGAGUUUCUGUGUAACAAGAAAAUUCUGGAUUUUAAGGUUAACGCCUCUGCGGUUUCGCUCUUAUCUGAAAAUAUUGAGAGGCUUGAUGAGUUGAAAUCCGAGAUUAAUGACUCUCCCAGAUUGAUUGUUACUGGUCAUGGUCUAGGAGGACCAAUUGCAUCUCUCUUCACUUUAUUGUUGUUAGAUAGCCCUGGUUUAGGAAAGAAACACCCUCUCUGCAUCACCUUUGGUUCUCCCCUUGUCGGUGACAAAAGUUUUCAAGAAGCCAUAUCACGUAGUUCUACAUGGAGUUCAUGCUUUUUACACGUGGUCUCUUACAAAGACCCGCAGCCAAAGAAAUUGAAGCCUGGCACCGAUGAUUACAUGCCUUUUGGCACAUUUCUCUUCUGUUCUGAUACAAAUUCUACUUGUUUUGAGAAUCCCCUUUCUGUUUUGGAACUUCUUGUGGUCUCAAUCGGCCAUCAAAAUCAAGGAUUUCAGCCCAUAGAUUAUGGAAACAUUGUGGAAAAUCUCUAUCGCAAAGCAAUUUGCAAGGACUUUACCCCACGGAUGCAGGACUUGAAUACUUCUAAUUCACUGCGUGCAAGUAUCUGUUUGCAGUUGUGGGCAGCACUAGGAUUAUUCGAUGUGCAGCAGCAACAACAGCAGAACAUUGAUAAUAAUACUUUGGCAACAAAGAUGGAAACACUGGAUAUUAGUCAGUUGCAACAUAACAUUGAUGUGAAUACUUUGGUAACAAAGAUGCAAAAACUGGAAGAGAAGUUCAUUUUCCAGAAGAAGAUUAAAUUUGAUCCAUCCAGGAAAUUGAAUGUAAUGAAGAGAGAUAUGGCCCAACUUGAAUGGUACAAGAAGGAUUCCAAGAAUCGAGAUAUUGGGUACUAUGACAGCUACAAGAGGAGUGUCUCAACAAGUGACCAAGAUGCUGUUAAGUUCCAGAAAAACCUCACAAAUUACUGGAAAGACAUGGUUGAGGAGGCAGAGAUGAAACCACAGAGAGAAGGUGCAGCUUUCCGCAUACGCUGGCUCUAUGCGGGGACUAACUACAGGAGAAUGGUUGAACCCCUGGAUAUUGCUGAAUACUACGCGAAUGGUGGUAAAGAUUAUAUCACUAACCAAAGAUCUAAACAUUAUAAAGUGUUGGAGGAGUGGGUGAAAGAAGGGAGGAGAAGAGAUUCAGGCGAUUCAAACAGAACAAACAGAACGAAUGUGGAAUUAAUUUUAACCUUUGAUUCUUGCUUUUGGGCACAUGUUGAAGAGGCUCUCCUUUUGUGCAAAGAGUUGAAAAGUGUACAAUCUAGCCUGAAAGAGAAGGAAGAGGCAACUAGGAAGUUGGUUGAUUUCGAGGAGUAUGUUUAUGGGUUGCUCAUGAAAUUUGAAGUGUCACCAGAGAUUUUCCUGACGGAAAGCAGCUACAUGACUUGGUGGAAUCAGUAUAAGGCAAUUAAAGGCAUUUCAUAUAAUUCAGCACUUGCAGGCUUCAUGAGCAAUCCUCGUCAUUAUGUUCAGUAUACUGAGGGAACUUAUGUUUUCCCUGAAGUACAGUGAAUGCCCCCGUGUGUUUGAGUAGUGUGCAAUAAUUUGUGGUUUCAUCCCACUGCACCCAUUUUAAUCUUUUUAUAUUUCUCUGUAGGAAUGUAUGUUAUAUCCUCCCUUGCGUUGUAAUAUUGGAAGCUCUUGCAAUUGUCUUUCGUUUGCCAACCUUGAUCGCAUUCUUCUUGGAAAUUUAUUUUGAGUGUAAUGGGUGCAGGCUACAUAGUAUCAACCUAAUCUAGAAGACUCUUGAGAAAUGGACUUCUCAACAGAUAUGGGAUUUAUUAGUUUAAUUUUGA